UGUAAAGUAAUUUAUAAGGUAUACAUUAAUACCAUAAUAAUCAAUCAAUAUAAUAUUAACGUUAAAAAAUUUUGAAAGUGAAAUAAAACAAAUAAUAAUAAAGAAGUUAUAAUAAUAAAAAAUAAAAACAAAUGAAGGUAGCUAAGAAAAUUGUAGGUAGGAGACCGAACCCAAAACGAAUUAAAAAGACUUGCUACAAUCAAGUAUAUACAGAAAAGGCAUGUAAAUGCGAAGAUAAGGAAGCUUUAAAGGCUUUCUUCGAAGAACUGAUGGAAAGAAAAAUGAGCCAAAUUUCUGCACAAUACCAAGAGCUCCUAGAAGAAGUAGCGCAACAGAAAGUCCUCAUUCAGGAGCUUCUGAAAGAACGCACCGACGACUCAUCGAUAAUGAGAGAAUUUCCAAUUAAAAACAAAACAGAUUUGGGCCGAAUUAAUGAAAAUAUAGAAGUUCGCGGAAAGAAGAACUACAUCAAAUGUAUGACUCAAAUUCUCCAGGGUUCUGGAGUGGUGAAAAACCUGAAGAAUAUUAUAACAGACGAAUUGGCCAUGCAGUACAAUAUUAAUGGAGUGUUGGGCAAAGAUUCGCUCAAAGGCUUUACAAAUUUUUUCGACGCCCUUAUUGAGUCCAUUCCUACCGGGAUAGACGCUGGAUCGCCAGAAAAUCAACUGCGCCAAGCCCUUCAGCGUCAAAAAAAACGCGUAAUAAAAAAAAAUCAUUUGGUAAAUGAAGAAAAAAAAUGAUUAAUAAAUAACAAUAUAAUGUAAGAUAGUACAUAUUUUAAAACUACUA
This is a messenger RNA of Bactrocera neohumeralis, 789 nucleotides long. RefSeq lists its product as uncharacterized. The transcript has 4 exons. The record is from RefSeq and is a predicted model, not a curated record. Bases 132 to 740 code for a protein of 202 amino acids. NCBI's taxonomy places the organism in Eukaryota, Metazoa, Arthropoda, Insecta, Diptera, Tephritidae.